CCGGGUUUGAACAUCGCGCGUUGAAACGCGCCGCGAGUGCUUCGCAACAAAAGGAUGGACCGCCCUGCACAGACGACGUGCACAUCUGAGCAACUUUUUCAACAUGCCAAGGCGUCAAACAUCCGUGGCUACAAGAAUCUCAUGCAGCUCUAUCGAGACGUCACAGGCAUCGCCUUCCUCGACUUACCGGACAAGAAAAACGUGUCCGCCACGGCUGCCCGCCUUCGCGAGUUUGAUGCGAACGCAACACGCGAAGUUGUCGAGCACACGGGCAUUGCCAUGUUCACGGCAUAUACGACAGAUUACUCUGUAGGAUAUGCCUGCGACACGGUGAAUCGCAUGUAUGCCGCGCGACACGGGUACGAGUUCCACAGCGACGUGCUGCCGUACGACGCGAUGAUGGGUGCAAUAUCCCCUCGGCAGUUUUGCGGGUGGUACAAAGUGUUGAUGAUUCAGCGAUUCCUGGCCGACAUGGACGAAUUGCGUCGCCGUCAGAUCGGGUACCUCAUGUGGAUCGACGCCGAUGCGGUCGUGGUAAACCAGGCGUACCAAGUUGAGCGCCUCCUACAGCGCUCUGGGUAUCGCGACCUCAUCAUCUCCGAAGAUGUGAACCCAUGCUGCCUCAUUAACACUGGUGUGCUCUUGAUCCGUGUGUCCGAGUGGAGCCGAUCGCUGUGGUCCGACGUCUGGGCAGCUCGCAAGUACUUCGACGUGUUCUUCUACGAGCAGUCGGCGCUCAUGCGGUGCCUCAAAAUGCGACUGGAAGGGCUCGACGCGAUCCAGCCCUUUCACAGCUUCGUCAAGCACGGCCCGAGAGGGGACAAGCUUUUCCCCCACACGAUGGUGACAUGCCACUUGGACCUGAAUUCGAAUCGAUGCCGCGGGCUGACUGUCCACAUUUCGAAUGAAAACCGCACCAUUGACACGAGCCACGAACGCGACGAGGAACACGAAAUGGCCCGCUUCAUCUUUCACUGCGCAGGGCGAUGCGACAAAGCUCGGACGUUGCGCGCAGUGCUGGCUGCUCAUGGCUUUGACGUGACGUCCUUGCCUCUCGAUCGAAUGAACUUGGUUCGACACUCGUCUUCAAUUCGUUCGGCGGCAUUGCCGCCUCCGCCCACGAACGAUUGAACCGAUCGCUCUGGUUCGUUUCAGUUCGUACAACCACGCGAACGUAUCAUAUAUGACAAAUGGUUGGCGUUUAGAUUUUCAUUCGCGAAGGACCAGCGCUCACUCCGUCGCUUCGGCAUCUCGCACGGGGUCCUCUUCGACGACUUCCUUGAAUGACUGCUUCUUGCCCAGCUUGCGCAUGCUGGCCUUUUGCAUGUCUUGAAUUUUCGCCACGACUUGCUUCUUGAUCGGGCUCGUGUUCGCUUGGUCCUGGAUCUGUUUAGCUGCUUCUAUCGUGAGCGUCAAGCCUUGGGCUGCGUAUCGCGCGCCGUUCUGCUUCAUGUCUGCGAUCCAGUUGUCGACGCACGCGCGGAGUUCCUUGAGCUUCGCGUCGAUCACGGGCUCGUACUUGACGAGCAAGGGCAGAAUGAAUUUUUCGUAGACCCAAAUUGCACCCCGGGUCUUCGGGAGCAUCAUCCAGAUGAGGAAGAUGCAUUUGCACACGUAGUACCCAGGCAGGUACGACACGACCUUCUCCGCGAGUUCUUCCGCUGACGACGUGAUGGAGAAGACGACCCAAUACGUGAGCCACUGCUUAUCGUCGUCCGUCUGGGGGGUUUCAAGUGCCUUGAAGCUAGCGUAGGCUGGGUACAACACGCCAACAGUGGUCACGACAGGUCGGGAAAUCGCAGAGCCCAUGAUGAAUGAGGAACUCAAGUGACCCAAUGAACAAUUCCAUGCACGCGCGAUUCGCGAGGUCGAAACCGUCCAUUGUGUUUCACGAUGUGUGUCGCGCCUAUUUUAAGCAAUCAUUGUUCCAAGA
This is a messenger RNA of Aphanomyces invadans, 1933 nucleotides long. RefSeq lists its product as hypothetical. The record is from RefSeq and is a predicted model, not a curated record. Gene Ontology annotation, molecular function: glycosyltransferase activity. Gene Ontology annotation, biological process: protein N-linked glycosylation. Gene Ontology annotation, cellular component: Golgi membrane. The coding region runs from base 55 to 1131 and encodes 358 amino acids. NCBI's taxonomy places the organism in Eukaryota, Oomycota, Saprolegniomycetes, Saprolegniales, Verrucalvaceae. The transcript is spliced from 4 exons.